AUGUCCGCACCAUCUAUUCAAAGCAAAAGCAGCCAUGAAGAGGCCUCAUCGCUCGACCAAGACGAGAUUCAGCUGCAAAGCCUCGGAUACAAGCAGCAACUUCACCGGAGCUGGCACUUGAUCGAAAGUUUUGCAGCAAGUUUCUGUGCUUUGAACUUCAUUGGAGGUGUAAGAUCUGCACUCUUCUUGGGACUACUCGCUGGGGGACCGGCUGCGAUAUGGUCGUCAUACGUCAUCAGUAUGGUGUUCAUGUUCAUCACUGCUGCCGUUCUGGCCGAGAUCUGUUCUGCCUUACCUUUGAGCGGGUCGAUCUACAUCUGGGCCGCCGAAAGUGCUGGUCCAAAAUAUGCCAGAUUUUUUGGCUUUGUUGUUGCUUGGUGGUCGACAACCGCUUGGAUGACAUUCACUGCCAGCAAUUGUCAGACCACCGCAAACUAUAUCGUGUCACAGCUUGCGGUUUGGGAGGUCGACUACCCGGGAGGCGUUGGCAACGACAACAUCAAAUGGCGCGCCUUGAUUUGGGCAAUUUCUGAGGCGAUGUUGGUGAUAUCCAUCGCCAUUAACUACUUGCCUCCUCGAUGGUACUCCAAGGUUUUCAAAUUCUCCGUUGGGUUGAUGAUGGUCGACUUUUUCCUAUGUUUAAUCUGGCUUCCCAUUGCUACGCAUAAUACAUACGGCUUCCGUUCGGCCAAGGACGUCUUUACUAUGACGUACAAUGGAACUGGGGCCCCCGCAGGGUGGAAUUGGAUACUGUCAUUCCUGUUCACUGCUGGCACGAUGACUGGCUUUGAUGCUUCUGGUCAUAUCGCUGAGGAGACGAAGAACGCUAGCGUUGUCGCCGGCCGCGGCAUAUUGUCAAGUGUUAUAGCCACUGGCGUCCUUGGUUUCAUCACGACCAUUCUUUUCCUGUUCUGCACGCCGGACCUCGACACAGUAUUCGCUCUUGAUGCUCCUCAGCCCUUCGUCCAAAUAUAUGCAUUAGCUCUUGGCAAAAAAUCCAGUAUCUUCAUGACCGUCAUCGCUGUUUUGGGAUUGAUCAUGAACACAAGUAUUGCUGUCGUGGCAGCCUCAAGGCUCAUCUUUGCCGUCGCUCGUGACGGUGUGCUUCCCAUGUCGCACUGGAUUGGACGCGUCAAUGCAAAUGGACAGCCGCAGAACGCGGUGACCGUCAUGUUCGUCUUUGGGGCUGUCUUGCUGUGCACAAUUCUUCCCAGUCAAGUCGCAUUUACGUCCCUCGUCUCCGCCGGGGGGGUGCCCACAAUUGCUGCAUACGGCCUGAUCGGCUUGCUCCGCCUUACAAUGACCCCGCACAUGUUCAAGUCAUCGCACUUUUACCUUGGAAAGUUCGCGAUGCCGAUGUACUUGGCCACUGCGUUGUUCAACGGGCUCAUAUUUGCUGUUAUGAUCUCUCCCUUUUUCUUCCCCGUCGAUGCCGAAUCGUUCAACUUCGCCUGCGUCAUCUUCGGCACGGUCACCGUCUUCGCGGUCUUGUCCUGGUACUUCACUCCUGCCGAGAAAUGGCUGCGCCAGGAGCAGAUCCUGCAGGCCUUGCAUUCUGCGGAAACACCAACUGCCGAUGCACACACGAACUGA
Heterobasidion irregulare TC 32-1 is the source of this 1593-nucleotide messenger RNA. RefSeq names its product amino acid transporter. Bases 1 to 1593 code for a protein of 530 amino acids. Gene Ontology annotation, biological process: transmembrane transport. The transcript is spliced from 11 exons. Lineage: Eukaryota; Fungi; Basidiomycota; Agaricomycetes; Russulales; Bondarzewiaceae. Gene Ontology annotation, molecular function: transmembrane transporter activity. Gene Ontology annotation, cellular component: membrane. The record is from RefSeq and is a predicted model, not a curated record.